Messenger RNA from Rhipicephalus sanguineus (brown dog tick), 10887 nucleotides. It is a transcript of the gene Mob2, whose product is annotated as MOB kinase activator-like 2. The transcript has 5 exons. Lineage: Eukaryota; Metazoa; Arthropoda; Arachnida; Ixodida; Ixodidae. Gene Ontology annotation, cellular component: nucleus; cytoplasm. Gene Ontology annotation, molecular function: protein kinase activator activity. The record is from RefSeq and is a predicted model, not a curated record. The coding region runs from base 454 to 1386 and encodes 310 amino acids. Gene Ontology annotation, biological process: positive regulation of protein phosphorylation; signal transduction.
CCGUCGUCUGCUCGAGCGGUUGCGCUCGCAGUGCAGUCCCGUAGCGAGUCGCCGUGCAGCUCGCGUCGUCACGUCCCCGUGUGUGGAUAUUCCGCGAUUUCUUUUUCGCCGAGUUGCCGAGUACUACCUUACGCAGGAGUAGCCCCGUGUGUGGAUGUGCUCUUCCCGUAGUACCUGCGGUGCUGUUCGUUCUUGUUGUGGUGCUGUUCGUUGUCGUCGCGUCGUCAUGCGUCCGGGCGCGCGAGGGAGCAGAUAGGUGCGCUGCCCCCGCGACCGCAUGAUGACACUACGUGCGGGCGGCCUUCUUCCAUCCCUUCCUCUCAAGUGCCUCGAGCCUCGACGCUGGCGGUCGGCGCGUCGUGUCCUAACCGUGACUACCUCGACCGCGGCUACGUAGACAGCGCCGCGGCCCGGCAUGUAGGCCUCAAGACGCAGCGGAUAUUUCGUCGCCUCAUGUGCGCCGUGGCGCGGGCAAAGUACCGCGGGAUGUUCAUGCUCAACUUUGUCUGGAAAGCCCGUCGGAAAGACAAGGAUGCAUCUUCGAGCAGCGGCGGCGGCCAAGAGGAGCCCAAGAUGUACCUGGAGUCGACGGUGCUCGAGUGCACCAUCCCUGAGUCCCGGCUGCGAGACCUGGUCGACCUGCCCGAAGGGCUCGACUACAACGAGUGGCUCGCAUCGCACACACUGGCGUUCUUUGACCACAUCAACCUCCUGUAUGGGACGGUGUCCGAGUUUUGCACCAUGUCCGGCUGCCCCGACAUGACCGGCCCAGGGAAUAGGCAGUACCUGUGGUUUGAUGAGAAAGGGAAGAAGUGCAAGGUGGCGGCCCCCCAGUACAUAGACUAUGUAAUGACCUUCACCCAGAAGACCGUCAACGACGAGUCUCUCUUCCCAACAAAGUUUGAACGCGAGUUUCCCAGUUCUUUCGAGUCCCUGGUGAAGAAGAUUCACGGACUUCUUCUGCAUGUCCUGGCGCACCUGUACCAUGCCCACUUCCGGGAGAUGGUCUUGCUGCAGCUGCACGGUCACCUGCAUUCGAUAUUCGCCCACUUUACCCUCUUCAACACGCGCUUCAACUUGGUGGAUCCCAAAGAUGCUGCUGUGCUACAGGACUUAGCCGUUGCGCUUGGACUCUGUCCACCCGCCGAGAGCGCCAACGGAAGCCCCGCUGCCUCUUCCUCUACACCCUCCUCCUCGGCCGUCGCAGCAGGCGGCAGCACGGACGAGGAUUCUGUGGCUGCAGAAGUCCCGGCUUGCACGGCUGCGCCCAUGGAUGUGUCCCUCUCGCCUUCGGUGAUGCAGCGGUCUGUGGUUACCUCUGGCAUUGAGGCAACUCCAGUGUCGAUGACCGCCACGACGGCCGGGAGUGUGGUGCCUGCGCAGUAGGCCGUCGUGUGGUUGCUGUUUUGUUGACAUUUUGUCGAGUGCCUGUGGUGAUAGCAGUGGCUAGCACAGCUGCGGUGUGGAGUGCUGGCUCCUCCGAGAGUGGUAUCGGAGAGGCACUUCCGUCUCACGUCCACAACUGCGGUAGCACUGCGCUUGUUGGCACCAGGGUGUGGGGCUGCUGGUGGUGGUGCCACGAAGGUGAUGAUGUCACUUUGGUGUGACUAGACAGUUCUUCUGGCAGCAGCAGUAGCAUCAAGCAAAUUGUUUGUUGUUUUCGCUGUGACGCUAAGUUGAAAUGUGGCUUUACUGCUAUGCCCACCUUUAGCUUGACAGUAAGGUAAUGGUGGCUGCAGUGAUGGCAGUGUUUAUGUGGCAGGCAUGGUAGGCCUUCCCCCUCCCUCCUCUUUCCUGCGACAAUUUACAACUGAGUCGUGUGCUGUGAGAACUAUGGCCUUUGCAGAAUAUCCUCUGCAGAAAAGCCAUUGCUGAAACCUGAGCGAGUUAGGCAACCUUUUCCACAGUAGCUGGGCUAAUUAUCUCUGUGCCGACAAAGGAGUGGCUUGCUGCUUGUUUAGCUGGAGUGGUUGUUCUAGAGAAAGUCGCUAUGUCCGCCAUGCUGUGAUCAUGCAAGUGGUGGAAUGCAUGGCAAAAUUCAGUUUGCAAGAGCUUGCGGGCACCUUCAGUGCACUAGGCUAGCUUGCUAGCUGGCAUUGUUGUAGUGGUGGCAAAGUUUUUUGAUUGUCAUUGAAUAGCGUUGCAUGGAAAGUUCACUCAAGACGUAAAAGAUGGUUUUCUUUGUAUAUUGCGAAGUAGAAAGUAGAAAAUCAUUUUGCAUUGAUUAAUGUUCACACACUGUGGUUAUGUUGAGUAUGUUGUGUUGCCCUAUCAGCAUUUUUCUUACUGCCACAGUAGUUUGUAUUAUUAAACUGGUGCAGCGCAAGAAGGGAAAGGAAAAAACAGUCAAGCCGGCCAGAAGAAGGGACAAAGUGCUGUACAGCUUCUGGCCAGUUCGGCUGUCUUUUUUCCUUGUUACGCUCUGCCAGUUUGAGAAUGACAAACCAAUCGCCCAAUCCUAUUAAAUUCAGUGCUCAGAUCCCCGAGAAAAGCCAGCACUUUCUGGCACAGAGCUUAAGGGAAAUUGAAGGAGUGAACUACCACUUUACCAUCUCUUGAUGCCAAAUUGCACAUUAGUUGCAGCUAGUCUGGUUUAUGAGAUUAGGCUGCAAUGUGCCAUUAGGAGAAGACAGUACUUGCAAGCUCUGCAAUACUGCAUUUCCAGGAAAGUGCGAACUUGAGAUGUUCACUUGCGCUCUUGAAUUGGUGGUUUCUUAGAGCGGCUGUAUCACAUAACAGAGGCAGCAUCUGUGAGCUGUCUUGUGUAUGCAAGUAAUGGCACGGUUAGGAAUGACUGCCAUAGAUUUGUCACGGAAGUCUUGUCACUGUUCACGUCUGUCUGCAGGUCGGAGGUUCAUGGUGGGAGCGGGGUCUUGUUGGUGACAAAAUUAUUGAUGCCAGCCAGGUUGUUGGAAGCGGAGCAGGUGACAUGCGGCCGCUCUCGAAACUCGCUCAGUCUAAAAGGAGAGGAGAGGUGGGGUGGGUCAAGUGUGUGUUGCGUGGUGUGGUGACAAUGCGCGUCGUUCUUCAGCAGAGGGAAAUAAAGUGGGAAGAGAGUUAGAAGGGGGGGCCUAUUUAUUUUCUGUCAUCGCCUCGGCCCGCACUCACACGCACACACAGCCACUAGGUGUCACACUACUACACUUGCUCGUGUGCAAGGCGACACACACACACACAAUGUGUAAAUAGGAUGAUGUUCUAUUUUUAAGAGGCAUAUGAGGUUGGUGAUUUAGGCAAGUCUUUCUUCCCUUUCCUUCCUCCCUACAAUCCUCCCCUGUUUUCCUCACUCCCCACCGAGCAUUUGAAGAUGCAUGUGCAAUGGAGCGUUAGCCGUCGUCGCUGACGUGGAGGGUCAACCGGAUCAGUGAUGACAUGGAAGUGGUGGGUGCCUUGCAGCUUGUAAAGAUGGCCUUCUUGCCUUUGCCUCAGCUGUUUUGCCACCUGCUUUCGUGCGUGUGUUCAGGUGGUAAUUGUCGGGGAUGUGCCUGCUUCAUCAUUCGUCUAGCUGCAAGGAACGAAUGCUGUUUGGUUCUUCUUCUUCCUCCACAUGUGGUCCCCGCCCGUGAUUGGUUGUUGGUUUGUGGUGGCUUCCGAUUCGUAGGCUUCUAAACAAGGCCCUUCUAGGCAAUGCAGCGCGCGUGCAUUUUUUAAAGUGUGAACCGUCUUGCCUUUGCUGUGGACGCAUUGUGCAGUCGGCGUGUGACACUGAAGCUGCCAUUGCUGGAUCCUCUGUGGAUGGAUCAGUGGCAUAAGUGAGUGGGCAGUGCGGUGGUGUUUGUGUUAAGCAGAUGCAUGCAAGAAGUUCCACGUAGUUUUUGCGCUGGAAAAGUUGUAGUUGACACUAAAGGCGCAAGCGACUUGCAGCUCUAUUCAACCUUUUUGCUGCUGGCUGCGUGGCAGCCGUUGACGCUCGAUGUGUCAACGUCACAAAUCAGCUUGUAGCAAUUACAAACCUUUAUUCAAGACAUUGAACGGAAUGUUAAGUUUAGGUCAUCAGCUACUGAAAGUUUGUUUGUAGAGUUGCAUGGGUAGUGGUUAGGAAAUUCUGGCGAUACUAAACUACUUGAUGAAAACAACAUUUAGGAACUCACCAUGUCACUAUAGUUUAUGAACAGCAUAAUUGUCACAAAAUAGAUGGCCCAUUAUCAAAUGCUCCAAUUAUUGGCACAUUAGACAUUAGAAAUAGCAUUAGUCAAGUCAACCUUCCUGAAUUUGGGUGGCUUUUUCAGUGGCCCUUUCAGAUAGACCAAUACUGCAGAAGAGGCUUGGUACGAACCCUUCAAACAUUACGUAACGAGCUGCAGACUGUGUACCCUAACUUAUACUGCUAGUAUUGCAGAGAUUUUUCAAGCUCUAGUAGUCAUGCAAACCUUUGCACUUCAUCAUUAUGCUUCUGCUAUUCACUAUGGCUUCAGGAAUGAAAUCUAAGGCAGGCCCAUCUGUGUUGCUUGGAGCAGUUUCCAAAGACAUCGUGAUAACCUGCAGUAACCUGGCUUGAGUCAUGGCCUAUGAAACUUGAAGAAAUUUUCUGCUUGUACCUUAACCCACACCUGCAGUGUUAAGAAUAAGCUCGCUUCUUUGAAGGCGGCACUUUCAGAAGGAGAGAUGGGAGUUUUCCAUGGCAUUGUGAGGCAAGCGUGGAACUUACAAUAAAUGUGGUCGAUGCAUACAGUCUACCUUAGUAGGUGCAUUGUCGACGUUGCAGUGUUUCCGAUGAGGCACUGCACGCAAAGAGAUUGAGGCACGUGGUUUUCGUUUAGCACAUGAGAGUAAGCCCGACAUGCUAGUUCGGACAACACCUGGAGAGGCAGUUUGUUGAUGCCACUGUUCUUGCUUGGAAAAGUCUCCAUUCUUGCCUUCAUCUGUAGAGCGUGCAAAUUCAAUGCAUUGCAGCUAUCUUUUGCUGUGCAGUGUCAGAACAUUCUUUCUUAACAACUUGCCAUCUGCACGGCUACUUCAUCCUCUCAGCUUGGCAUAUUGACUCGUGUAAUGGUGUAACGUCAGCUUUAGGCCCUGUGAAUGACGUAUUUUAUUUUAGCUGCACAUGAGGGGUGUCCACAGUUUUAGCCAGUGACACGGCUUCUUUCCUUUUGAAGUUAUUGGACAUUUUUAAAGUGAAUAUAAGUGUACAUUAAAGCAGCGCAAGUUUAUCCAAUAAAGCUGACAGCUGUUGCUUUUUAAGUUCACAGAGUCGCCAGUCAUCAUUAUGAUUAAAGCAGCUACAACUUAUAUCCAUGGAUUCUGUGUAUUUUGUACUCGUGGAUCUUGUUGGUCUCAGCCUGUUCAGUAGUUCCAAAUUAAAAAGAAAAAAAUUUGUUAAAUUUUAGACAGAGAGCCUAGGCAAAGACAACAUUUCAAUGCAGCAGCAGCCCUGCUACUUUUUUUUUUCAGGAGAACUGUAACAUGGAAAGGGUACAGCUAUUACAUGAGUCUGUACGCUAGCUCUUCUUGUAGCUCACAGAGCUCUUGCAUCUUCUUCUACAGGGGCUUCCUCAUUUCUAUUCAGCUCCUCUUUAGGCAAGCAUAAAACCUAGACAUUGAAAAUAAAGUGGAUUAGGAGACGCGUGCUGACAAUAUCUGAGUAGUUAAUGCGCGUAGCAGAGCAAGGUUGGUAGCUUUGAAAGGCUUAGCAUAUCUUCUUGGUUACGAAACACGUUCACUGUGCUGGCCUCGUUUGAUGAAUGUUUGCAUUUUUGUGAUGCCGAGUUUAUGAAAAUUUCUCAAGUCCUGCACAGUUUCUAACAUGAUCCAUUAUUCUGGCUUCCACUUACGUAAAUAACAGCAAUAUUUGCCCACCACCUGACUUAAUUUGCAAGAAUUUGCGAGAGACUGCAGGGGGUGGCAGGUUCGUGGGAGUGUUGCUCUUUUGGCAGGCACAGUUCAUUUCACUCAGAGGUUGACAAAGGGGGGGGGGGUGCAGCUGUGGGCCAUUUCAGUUCACCUGUGAUCCGCGGCGCUCUUUAUAUUCAGAUUCCAACAUCUGCGGUGUUUUUUUUUUCAUGGCAGAAGUUUGCCAGUUCAGAUGUUUUGCAAUUUGCCAUUGCGAGGGCCCAUUCCAAAACUUUGAACACUACUAUGAAGGGCAGGACAUUACCACGUCUUUCCAACCUUAGUUUUGCUUAUUAUCGUUCACUUGAUUUUGAAGAAUUGUGAUUUUUUUGUAGCCUGUGCAUAUAUGUGUGGUCGUAGGCACGCAUGCAUUUGUGUAAAUAGUGGGUUCGUUUUCCUGGCAUCUUUUUGUUUUGUUAUUUCUUGCUUGUGGUCUUAUUUAUUGCUUGUCUCGACAAAUGUGUGCACCUCUCAUUGCCCUGUAAGCUUGGGCCGCUUGUCUGUUGGCAAAACGUGCGGCCAUUUGACGCAAUCUGUGCGUUUGCUCGUUCGGUUGUCUGCUGGUUUGGCUGUCAGAAAAUGUACAGACAUGAGUUUGCAUAACUCCGAGCGUGCGCUUGUAUUUUGGGCUUUUGUGACAGUGGUGUUGGAUGGUAGCUGCUGCCGUGCGAGCUUGGGUGUUGUGUCGGAAAACGGGAAGGCAACAGGUUACGCAAGGACAGAGUUGCGACAGGAGCUGCUAGCAUGUACCAUUUGACAUCUGCUUUAUUUGUGCUUUGCUUGUGGCAUUCAACUGUCACUGUAUGAGUGAAUGCACACCAGGAGACUUUGCUGAUGUGUUACAGUUGCAGAGCUUUGUCCAGGCGAUUGCUAGUUGUCUGAACAGGAAACUAUUACUAUUUAAGGAGCUGACUGGUGCACUUACAUAAAGCGGAAACAAUUAAUAAACAAUGAACUCGUAAGCACUGUGAAAUGCCAAAAAAUAUGCGAUUUAGCUGGUCUAGAAGAAAGGCUCACAUAGCGCGAAGUUUCUGGUGCCCAUCAUAACAGGCAACAGUUAGUUAAAAAAAAAAAAGAGUCGAGUAAAAGAUUAUUAUCCAAGUUGGAUGUUGAGGUAUUGUUUGAUGGCUGCAUGACGAGUUAUUUUUGCCAAUGAUUAAGCCUCUUUCGGUUUCAUUUAGUGUGGUUAUGGGAGGGUCACAUGACGUUUUCAAACGUCACUGUCUGCUCUUUGUUGGAUUGGGAUGUGCUGUACCCCAUCUGGAAUUAGUGAAGCCAGGAGAGACAAGUAGCGUAAACUUCAGCAGAGAACAAACCAUUAAUGGGCGGCCUGUCCUUUCUGGUAUCUGCGUGCCACUCAAAUCUCUGUCAUCUACUGUGCAGAGAUUAGCCGCACACUGAUCAAGUCUUACCUUUGGCCUAAUAGCCUCGGCUGUCACCCUAAGCUGCUUGACAGCACAGUUCAUGUUGCGUUCGCAUGCACCAGUGAGCUCCCCUUGUGUGCAAGGCCUGUCUGGGUGUGGUGUGUGUGCGUGUGAGGGAGCGGCACCUCUGCCCUUGGACUGUAUUAUUCGUGUUUUUGUUGGCUAUUAUUUUUUGUAUCAUUACAGGUGGUGGCAGUUGUGAUUUUUUAUUAUCUCGGCGAGUAUGAAAGACGCACUUGCACGGAGCUUGUUGACCGUCGAGCGAGGGUAGGAGGGGCGGGUCAUCGUUGUUGGUUAAUUAUUUUGUUUAAUGAAUUGAAAAGUGAGCACUGUGUUAGAUGUACAUACAUAUAAUAUAUAGAUAUAUAUCUUUAUCUCUACCAUUGACCUAUAGCGACAAAAGAUAUUGCCUGGGGGCAGGAAUCGGGAGUGUUUUGCCUAGUGUAGGACAAUUGAUGGCACGCAGGUGAAGGUGGCGUGGAAACCCGACCAUUGAGCAAGCACAGCUGUUCCUUCGGGCUGAGCUGAUCCGAAGCCAGUCUUGUCUUUGCCUUGCCACGACUCUUAUCGUGGACAGCGGAGCAGCCGCUGUUCUCGCUGUUGAUAUCAGACCACCCUUUGCUGGGGACACCACACGGGCAGCAUUGUUCGGAGCUUCUGUCACGCAGGCCUCGUGGCUGCUUGGUGUCUCCAGCCAUGGAGCUGGCUAGCAUGGCUUGCCAAGCAGCAGAGCCAAGGUGUAUCACCAGUGCACCUGAACUGAAUGCACCUUUUAUCUCUUUCCCCCUGCCUGUUUCCGUAUGGGGCCUUUAAUGUCUAUAGUACCAUCACUCUACCAAGAGAAAGCAACACACACUGACAGUACCACUCCCAGCUGUUGCUCACACGUCAGUUAUUUGUGCUUGCCACUGUUCCAACUCCUGUCACACAAUGCGGCAAACAGAAAAAAAUGAAAAGAACAGUGUGCUGCACAAGCUGUGGCGAAGUGUUUGCUUUUGAUUCGGUAAACCUCCUAUAUUUUGGUUGUUUUGGCGGCACAUGGCUGUUUACCCUGCUUUAACAACGCUGAUUGAGCCACUCCGCCAGAGUUUUUGCUGAUGGCGUUGCAUACUUGUGUUGCUGUCUUGUCCCUAUCCUGUUGCAUGCCAUUUGGGUCUCGUGUGACAGGGGUUACAGUAGACUCUCAGAUGUCGGAUGUCACUUGCAGACUGAUAAAGGAGGGAGUCAGAUUUUUAAAGGGAGCACUUGCAUGGUAAAUUCUUUGGCAGGUGUGUCAUGAACACUGCAAAAACUUUCAGCGUGGGUUCUGUCUUGCCAGCAAGGUGAAUUGGUUGAAACAUUUGUGUUGAAGUUGGUUUGGCGUUGUGGAGAUGCAUUUUGUUUCGAGAGAUCCUGCUGACGUGUUGGUGUGCAUUGUAGCUUCGAAGCUUCGGCAUCUGAGAAUCGGCUGGGUCAUUGCUUGGUGCAGCAUUACAAGCACGGAGACCUGUCUGAGGGCUGGGCAUGGAAAAACCAAGAUCAGUGCUUGCCUACUUUGUCACACAUGAAAACGAUACAAGUACUCCACAUGCAAAACACAGACACACACAAAUUGCAGAGGCUCGUUUGUCAUCUCGGGAAAGAGGUGCAAAAUUGGAUGUCGUAAGGGGUAAAAUAUGAAGUGCAGCUCGCGGGCUGCAAUGUCUACUUUGCCGAAGCAGCAGCCGAUGAUGACAACGGUGAUGAUGACGCGUGUGUAUGUGUGAAAUGUAGUACACGCAUGUCCGUUGGUGCCUUUCUUAUCGAAGAACUGUGCGUGCAUUCCACAGUGCGUGCCUGUGUGUCUCUAUUCUUGCCUUCGUCCCCGCGUGCGCCACCACCAUCGCGUGUGACAUCAGCUUGACGCUGAUGCUGCCACUGUUGCAUUGACGAGACUUCAGGCGUGGUGUUGUGACCUCCAUGCGCAGAGUUGCCAACUCCAUGGCUGGCCUUCUGGCCUGUGAAAUAUGUUUGAAGGAAAGGCUUUUUAAUUUGUCCAUGACAGGAGAGUGAUGUGCUGAUUUGUGCCAUGCCAGUACAAGGCAUGUAUGCCGAAACAGACAAAGUUGUAGAAUCGCAGGUGACAAUCAUGAACCAGACAGUAUUUGGAUCUGCAGCAAGUCAUCAUUGCAAGUAGCUGAAAAUAGUAAGCCUCAUACUCCUUACAAGUGCUUAGUGAAAUGUCUAGGACGUAAUGUGGUUUCUUAAACCACGCUAGUACUGAUUCGCCCAAUGGAAUAGUCUCGCGUCGGCCAGUUUUUCCUUUCUGUUUUUCUCGGUGACUAUUCAUACCUGAAGGAGCAGUUAAGUUCUUUUAACAUGUUACUGCUGUACUGAUUACCAUGGAACAAGUCCACAGCAGAUGACACAUUUCAGGACUGUGGUGAAAAGGAUUGCCAAGCUCUGCACAGUCUUUCUCGCAGCUGCCUGAGCGACUGUGCCCAGUAAUGAAUGAACUGCUAUGAACUGUGCUUGUGGCUACACUGAGACUCAAAAACAGAUCAAGCACCUAUCAAAGUGUGCCCAUUUUAGGAUGAACAGCGUUUCCGUUAAUAGUUGAAGAAUGCCAAGUGCGAAGCCAAGUAGUGAAGUCAAGCCAAUUAUUUUCCAUUUGAAGUAUGCGAUAGCAGAAAGUAGACAUUUAAGACCAAAAAGAACAUGCGCACAUCUGCCUGCCUUCAAGUCUGUGUUGGUAUCACUGUACUGGACUUGGCACUUCAAGCCAAUGGAGGAAGCUGUAGCAACCCCGUGAGCAAAUUGUUCAACAACCGUCGUAAGUGGCGACCUGACAUUAUGGCAGAGUUUUACAAUCUAGAGAGUAGCGCUACUGUUUGGCUCUAUUGAAAUCGAUUUGACAUCAUCAAUAAGGAAGCACAGUAUCGAGGCAAAAUAGGACAUACUGCCUCCCUCAAGCCGGUGCUCUCCUUUGCUGCGUACCCGCGAACGCGUGUCUGAACACCAAUGCGCGGCAGAUGUGGUCUUGGCAUUGUCUCAUGAUCGGACACAUUACUUACGGCGUGGACUGGUUGAACAUGGUGUAAAAUGAAGCGAGCAGGUAGUCUAGUGCCGGCUCAGGUUUCAACCGGCGUGGGCGUUAGCAAAACUUUGCGCUUGGAGGUCGACGCGCUGCGUGCUUUGUGCGUUUUUCGUGCUGUGUUCAGAUGGAGCGCAGCUGCGUAUCUGUCUUGUUUCCAUCUUCGUAUACGCCGUGGCGGCGUCGGUCAGUUUCAUUUAUUUUUUGUUUGUGUUUUUCUUUUUUCCGUGGCGUACGCGUGUGUUGCGCCGAUGGCGCUUAUGUGUGUGUUGACGAUGUCGCGCGCAGAAGUUGCGGCCGUUGCCGCGGCUGACGAGAGUGAUUAUGUGUUGAUGAUGGUGAUGCUAUGGCGAUGAUGUGUACACACACACGCAAACACGCAGAUACACACACUAUACACAUGUUAACACGAGACGCGUACGCCAUCGCUCUUCGCCUUUGAUAAUCGACACACCAAGUGCACACACACGCAGAAGAGAAGCUGUGUUUGCGGCGGGCUUUGUAAAUAGAGAGAAGGAGAGAGAGAGGAAUAAAAACCUUCGAGGGAACUAGUCAAGUACAAUAAAGUUUAGUACAAUGGUA